Haplochromis burtoni (Burton's mouthbrooder) is the source of this 1091-nucleotide messenger RNA. Its product is annotated as cilia- and flagella-associated protein 206-like. The transcript has 2 exons. Gene Ontology annotation, cellular component: ciliary basal body; axoneme. Gene Ontology annotation, biological process: regulation of flagellated sperm motility; sperm axoneme assembly; regulation of cilium beat frequency. Bases 441 to 875 code for a protein of 144 amino acids. NCBI's taxonomy places the organism in Eukaryota, Metazoa, Chordata, Actinopteri, Cichliformes, Cichlidae. The record is from RefSeq and is a predicted model, not a curated record.
CCUAUUUGUAGCAAAAGUGUUGCUUUUUGCCAUUAUAUAUUUUUUGUUCUUUACAGAUCAAAGUAGGCUAUGCUAAGUUGGUUCAUUUUUGUGUCAACCAACGAGUCCAAACAAUUGAUAACCACUGCUGUAUUUCCCAUUAUCUCCAACUUGGGUUUUAUGUUUAGAUGAGCUGUCUAAUGCAUAGAAAGCCUGGAUAUGUUAAACAAGUUCAGCAUAGCCAUGCUGAACUUGUUUAACAGAGGCACUAGAGGUCAUAAACCCCGAUCUUAAAUGAUAAAUUUCCAGACUAGUUAAAACGUGUGUUGGUCAGCUUAGAAGCUGAUUAUCUGAAGCUGUCAUAUGUGGGUUUAUUUAGUCAUGUUUGUGCUAUUGCAGUGCUCUAUUUGAGUCACAUACAGACUUCACACUGCAAAACCUUGCCACAAUGACUUUUGGUGAUGACCUUGUGUGUUUGUGUAGGUGAGUUUCUUGAGGAUAUCCACCAGUCAGAAGAGUCCAAGCUGAGUCCACUGUGCAGAGAGAUCACUGACAACAGGGUGAAAUCAAGGAAGGAAUUGGAUGGCCUUUACCAGAAAAUCACCACUUAUAUCCUGCUGCGCUCUGCUAUGGGUUCGCCUACAGAUACCAACACUAUGGAAGAGGCUACAGCUGUCCUGCAGAGCGUCUUCCCUCAGGCUGAACUGGGAAACUUUCGAGUGGCCUUAAAGAGAGACCAGGAGCAGCAGCUCAAAGAACUCACCAUGAUUGUUACUGGGAUCCGACUCUUCAACAAAGCCAACAAGAGGGGUGAAGAGGAGGUUGACAUCCAUGAACUAAGUACAGUUUUUAUGCUUAUUUUUCACUUUGCCAGCUUGAGAUUGAUUGAUUGUUAGAAGACCUCUACUGUAGAUUUAGCUCAGUGACUGUCUCUUUGCUAUUUGAAAUUAUAAGCAGUCGCAUGCAGUUAAAAUACUUUUAAAAACAUUUGUAGGCCGACCAACAACAUUGGCCGACAGUUCACCAAAUGAAAUGAAAUGUCUUCAUGAACCAAAAAGUCCAGCUGUUUUCGUUUCAAGCCUGUAACACUAUAGACCUUGCUCCAUAAUGGU